CUCACUCAAUGGCGAAGACUCGAAGCGCUGAGAAAGCCGCGCAAGUAGAUGCGGAGGACAGAACCGAUGGCCUCGAAAUAAUUUCCAUCGGUUCCCUCUACAAAGGAUCCUGGGAUAAGAAGUACUGGACCACCUCUAGGGGAAAAGAUCGGUAUCCAUAUCCAGUUGGUUAUCAAGCUGUUAGAGCUUAUAACGGGACCACUUAUAAGAUGGAAAUUUGUGAAGGUGUCAAUGGCCCUAGAUUUUUGAUUUCUUCUGAUGAUGGGAGUUCAUCUUCUGGGAAAACUCCUGACCAAGCAUGGGAGGAGUUUCAGAAGAAAGGUUGCCCACGAAUCAAGAUUUGGCAUGGGAAGAGACUUUCAUCUAAGAUGGAUGGCUUGGAGCUUUUUGGGUUCAAAAAUCAGUUUAUCCAGAGGUUGCUCCGGGAACUGGUGACAGAUGUAAAUGGAAUAGCAGAGCGGAGCUUGGUAUCCCCAAACAUUUGUGAUGGGGUUACUAGAACAGAUCAUGAUAAUUGCACAAAUGUAGGCACAUAUCCUGAUUUACUAACUUGCCUCAGAAAACCACGUGUUACAGGGAAGAGAAGCAGAUGUGAACUUAAGAAUAAAAAAUUAAAUGUACGAGCUAGAUCUCAGUCUCCAGAACUGACAUGUAGUAGACCUUCAAUUGUACAGAAUGAGAAGAGUCUUGGUCAGAGGAGUUCUACAAUCCAUUAUGGUUCAGAAGUACUUGAGGUCCACAAUCAGAUAGGCGUGCCAGUCCUAUUGCAAAGGAUAUCUUCUGUUUGUAAAAGCAGUAAUUGCAUUUCAUCCAAAAAUGAGUUGCUAUUGAAUCCUAUUGAAAUCUCUGAUGAAAAGAAAGUGGGAGCUGUACCUUCAAGAGGAUGGACUGGUUUUCUCUAUUCUGAAGAUUGCAAAACUACCGAACUAACUGCAGAAGAUCUGCCGCAGGAUGUGGAGUUGAAGAUAUCUAAUUUGUUGGUGACACCAGAAGACAAGAAACUGAUGCCUUUAUGUUCUAAAGAGUCUGUUGGUUGUAUUGAUAUUGAUCUUUGUGCUCCCGAUACCAUAGAUUUUGUGCAAGAAAAUACUCAUGAUUCUGCCCCAAGUGAACUGGAUAAAUAUGCUUACAAUGAGACAGCUUGUCAGAUCACCUCUGGAGAUCUGUUAAACACAGAACAUAAAGAAGUACUCAAAUCUAUUUCAAAUCCAAGCUCUGAAAAAAGUGAGUUUGGUUCAGCUGGCCAAGAUGUGGCAAAGUCAAUGAUGGCACUUCUGCUUCCUCAAGCAGUUCCUCUACUGAGGACUGUUUCAACAGAUAAGGAGUUUACUGUUAGGCCUUCAGAUAUGUUGCCUUGUCAGGUGAAUUCCAAGGAUGAACAGAAGGGAUAUAGUGUGGAUGUAUUGCCUUCUGAUGUAAUAAUGACAGAGGCUGCACAUGGGGAACAAGGGCAAAAGAUACAUGGGUGUACAGACUCACAUUCAAAUACUCCUAAUUUUGAACAUAUGAGGUCUAUUGUUCCUGACAGUUUUGAAUAUAGUCAAUGUGAUGAUUAUAAAACCAAUCAGGAAAUCUUAUCUUCAGAUAUUGUUGAAGCUGGUAGAUCUAGUUUCAAUAAAGAAAUGUGUUCUCAACAGCUUCUUGGUCAUGACUUGACAAAUGGAACAAUCACUUGCCAUGCUUCGGGGUUGGACUUUAAAGACAUGCCUCAGAAUUGUGAUGUAUGCAUUCCUGAAUCUGUUCUAGAUGACAUGUCUCCUAAGGAUCUGAUUAUUUAUGAAAGAAGUGAUGAUGCUUGCUUACAUGUGAAAGAAAAUCCUGCGCAUGUUUUUCUCAGUUCUGUGCAAAAGGACCUGCCAACUGCUCAGGAUUUUACUGGGGGUGUAAAAGCAAAGAGCUAUCAAUUGGAAAACAUGGCAACUCUUGCAGAAAAGACACAAGAUGAAGUUGUGGGUCAAACAGGCAAUGCUGAAAUGAUGAUUAUGUCUUCAAAUUUACCAAAAUUAGUAUACACCAGAAAAAAGCUCCGAAAUGAUAUUCCCUUCCAAGAAAAUUGUUCAGUCAUGGAGUGUACUGAAUAUGACAAAUUUAAACAUGUUACUCCUGAAAUGUAUACUGCCAAAGACACUUUACAUCCCUCAGAAAUCAUUCUAGUAAACAAUUCUAAUGAUAAACCAUGUGAAACAGAUGAUACUGCAGGUUUAUGUGUUCAAACACCUCAAAUUCGUAGUGAUGUUCUGGGUGGACAUAGCAACCUAGUGGAUCCUAACCCAACAUCGUCUCAGAAUCUAACCCUGUUUGCUGAUGAAAAUAAGUGCUUUGGUACCAAGGAGGUUCAAUUAAUUUCAGAACCAAUGCCCCUGCAAAACCAGGAGCUCAAGAAUAAUCUGGGCAGCAGUGUUAAGUUUGUGGGACGUUACUUGCACCCAAUGCCUGUUUCAUCCUUAUUUUUAAGCACAAGAGAGGAUGAAAUCCAUGUUUGUGUCUUAUGUGGCUAUCUGACUGGUCAGUACAGGACCCUGUUCACGUACAAGGUAGCUAUUGCUGAACCAACUUUAGGGUGCCCUUCUGUCAUGGCUCACAGCUCAAUACUGUUGCCAGAUCCAAAACAUAACUUCAUAAAAGAAACUAUGGUGGAAAGAUCUGGGGUGCAGUUGACUCCUGGUGGACAGUAUGUUGUCUUAAUAGGCAGCAUAAAGACCCCCAAUUGCAGGGAAGGAAAGAUUGAUUGUCAUUGCUCAACAUGUAAAUCAGUCUGCUCUGAGAAGAACGCUUUGAAGAUUGUCCAAGUAGAACAUGGUUAUGUAUCAGUUGUAACAACAUUGGAAACUGUUGACAAUGUGCAUUGUAUAUUGGUUUGCGAACCUAACCGACUUGUUUCUGUCGGAGAGAGUGGGAAACUGCAGGUGUGGGUCAUGAAUUCAAAAUGGAGCGAAAAGAUAGAGUACUUCAUUAUUCCAGCUGAUGGCUCUGUAUCCCCUGGCAUUAUGGAGUUGAAGAGGGUUCCGAAGUGUACUCAUUUGGUUGUUGGUCAUAAUAGUCGUGGAGAAUUUAGUUUAUGGGAUAUUGCAAAGUGUAAUUGUGUUACAAGUUUCUCUGCUUUAAAAAGUCCAGUAAAUGAGUUCUUUCCAAUAAGCUUGUUCCAGUGGCAAACAAAAGGCUCAGGAUUCAGCAAUGUGAAUAUAGAGGAGCAGGCUGAUAAACUUUUAGAAGCAACCAAUUUGUGGUACUCAGAGCAGAGAGAUAUCUGUUGGUUUUCACCAAUAGAGGAAGAUGUUGCUAUGUGGCUUUUUGUCUCGACUACCUCUGACCUUGAUUCUUGCCAUAAUCAUGUUUCAACUUCAAGUAGUUAUGAUAUACAUACAGCUAGAAAUUGGAGGCUUGCUCUUUUGAUGAAAAAUAGCAUAAUUUUUGGAAGUCCCUUGGAUCUAAGGACUUCUGGUAAUGGUGUUUCUUGUGGUUAUGGAAUCAUCAGUACAAGUGAUGGAGUGGUGUAUAUGUGGGAGUUGUCUAAAGGAUCCAAGCUUGAUACUCUGCAUCAUUUCCAAGAUGGCAAUGUUACAUGUGUUGCUACCGAUGAUUCGAGAGGUGCCUUGGGAGUGGCUGGUGGUAGAGGCGAAUUGUUGCUUUAUCUACACGAUCCUGAGCUAGAUUCAAAUUAACUAGUAUACGUGAAUAGUGUUAUUUACUCAGCGAUCUAUAUGAGCUUGAAUGGAUAAUUGGAAGAAAUUUUUUUGUAUCUGAAUUGCACUCAUGUUCAUUUGGUGAAUUGCAAAUAGUGCUCACAGUUAUGCUCCACCUCUGUUUGAGCGGCUAUAUUGUUUGUAUAUAUAUCACCAGGGGUUGUGAUUUAGUACAUGCAAUCAACUCGAUAUUCGUUGAA
Molecule: messenger RNA, 3883 nt
Organism: Glycine soja
Lineage: Eukaryota; Viridiplantae; Streptophyta; Magnoliopsida; Fabales; Fabaceae
Exons: 14
Coding region: 9-3662 (1217 amino acids)
Biological process (GO): regulation of cell cycle
Cellular component (GO): nucleus
Molecular function (GO): protein binding
Source: RefSeq, a predicted model, not a curated record